This is a messenger RNA of Exophiala mesophila, 417 nucleotides long. RefSeq lists its product as uncharacterized. Lineage: Eukaryota; Fungi; Ascomycota; Eurotiomycetes; Chaetothyriales; Herpotrichiellaceae. Bases 1 to 417 code for a protein of 138 amino acids. The transcript is spliced from 2 exons. The record is from RefSeq and is a predicted model, not a curated record.
AUGUCUGACCACCCUGGAUUCAGCCUGCAUUAUCCAGGCACUACCAUGAGAGCUCCAACGUUACCCUCUCAAUCUCGGCCGCUGAGCACACGAAGUUACUUUUCAAGCCCCAUGUCCCUCGAUCGCAGUGCCCAUCCUCAGCAGCUUUGCUCCAUGCCACAAGAAUAUGCACAACUUGACCUUACCGAAGAUCAAGACUCUGGAAACUCAAAAACGAUGCUGUCGGAGCCAGUUCAUCCGGCCCUAGAAGGAUUUCCUGAUGUUCAUGCAUUCGACAAUCUGAUGGACCGAUACGUCAAGGAGCUUUCUCCCAAAAAGCAAGACAAAGCCCUCAUUCACGCUGCCAGGGCAGCCAACAUCAAAACAGUCUUGCUGGACAAGAAAACUACCCAGAUAGAAUCAGCGCAGUUCCGGUAA